Episyrphus balteatus (marmalade hoverfly) is the source of this 2441-nucleotide messenger RNA. Its product is annotated as sodium-independent sulfate anion transporter-like. Gene Ontology annotation, molecular function: sulfate transmembrane transporter activity. The transcript is spliced from 5 exons. Gene Ontology annotation, biological process: transmembrane transport. Gene Ontology annotation, cellular component: membrane. The coding region runs from base 75 to 1988 and encodes 637 amino acids. The record is from RefSeq and is a predicted model, not a curated record. NCBI's taxonomy places the organism in Eukaryota, Metazoa, Arthropoda, Insecta, Diptera, Syrphidae.
UGACUUUUUAACCAAAAAAACAGGAAAUUAAUACCAAGAGAAAAAAAAAAGGUUAUUGACAAAAUUUUAACAAAAUGCGUCACAUACACGCUUCCGGUGAUGGUGGCAGAAACGGAUCAGACGUUUCACUCGAUAUCCCACCUAAUGGAUUGUAUUCAGGAUCAAGUGAUUGUAUUAUGCCCGAUGACAAAGAAACCGGAUGCUGUCAGGGCAUAGGUGAUUGGUGUCAACAGACUUCGGCAAAAGUAUUUUGCAAGAAAACUCUCUACAAACGACUACCGAUUUUGACAUGGUUACCAAAGUAUAAUACAGAUGAUUUUAUUGGUGAUGUUGUUGCUGGAAUAACAGUUGGAUUGACAGUUAUACCUCAAGGUUUAGCUUAUGCUGGAAUUGCUGGAUUACCACUUGCUUACGGUCUCUAUGGAUGCUUCCUUGGUUGCUUUUUGUACAUCUUCCUUGGCUCUAGCAAGGAUGUCCCAGUUGGACCAACUGCCAUAUCCGCCUUAAUGACAUUCCAAGUAGCCCAAGGCAAUUGGCAAAUGGCUGUUUUACUUACAUUCCUCACUGGUCUCAUUGAAAUCGGCAUGGGUGUCUUUCAACUUGGUUUCCUCAUUGACUUUGUCUCUGGCCCAGUUAGCGCAGGAUUCACCAGUGCUGUCGCCUUAAUCAUCUUUACAUCUCAAUUAAAAGAUAUCCUCGGUGUUAGCACAAAAGGAGCAACAUUUUUAGACAUGUGGAUUACAAUCAUCAAAGACAUCCACAAUAUCAGCUUAGCCGAUACUCUAUUUGGAGUUGGAUGCAUUGUAAUUCUACUAUCGAUGCGAGCAAUGGCUAGCUUCAAAAUUGGACCAGAAGAUGAUGAGAAAAAGAAGCCAUGGCAAAAAUUUAUCAACAGUACUUGUUGGUUAAUUGGUACAUCAAGAAAUGCAGUUUUGGUUGUUGCAUGUGGUGCUAUUGGAUCGUAUCUUUAUGAAUCUGGUGUGGAAUGGUUUAAAACGGUUGGAUAUGUUCCACCAGGGUUGCCAACAUUCCAAUUACCUCCAUUUUCUUAUUCAACACAAAUGAAUACUACAUCAGGGGAGGUGAUUGAGGUUCAUGAAUCUUUCAGUGCGAUGGUAUCGAAAAUGGGUUCUGGAUUAAUUGUGGUUCCAUUGAUAUCGUUGCUCGAAAAUAUGGCUGUGGUUCAAGCUUUUGCAAACGGAAAACCAGCCGAUGCCACUCAAGAAUUGAUCGCCGUUGGUGUUUGUAACGUAGCCAAUUCAUUCUUCCAAGGUUUCCGUUCCAAUGGAGGCUUGGCUCGUGGAGCUGUAUGCAAUGCAAGUGGAGUUAGAACUCCUCUAUCGAAUCUCUACACUGGAACUCUUGUGAUUAUUGCUUUGCUCUAUUUGACUCCAUUCUUCUUCUUCAUUCCCAAAGCUGCCUUGGCCGCCAUUAUUGUGGCUGCUGUGAUAUUCAUGGUUCAGUACCGUGUCAUUAAACCAAUGUGGAGGAGCAAAAAAACUGACCUGAUUCCCGGAAUUGCAACCUUCAUUGCUUGUUUGGUCCUUGAGCUUCAAAUUGGAAUCCUUGUUGGAAUCGGUAUUAACGUAGUCUUCAUUUUGUAUCAUGCCGCCCGUCCAAAGUUGCGAGUGGAAAACUUAAUCACUUCUUGCGGCACAAACUACAUCAUGUUGACCCCAGAUCGUUGCUUAAUCUUCCCCUCUGUGGAAUUUGUACGUAACGUUGUCAAUAAACAAGGUCUCAAGUCAACAUUACCGGUUGUGAUAGAUUGCACGCAUAUUUAUGGCGCCGAUUAUACAGCUGCUAAAGUUGUAUCAACCAUGAUUGCUGAAUUCCAGGCUAGAGAUCAGAAGUUGUGCUUCUUUAAUCUAAGACCAAGAGUUGCAGCAGUUUUUGAAGGUCUAAAUACCAAUUUGGAGGUAUUUUAUGAUAUGUCAGCUUUAGAGUUGGAGCUUUCUGGAAAGAAACCAGAAAUAACUGCGGCGUGAGCCUGAGCCCUAUCACAGAUCAAGGCUCUCAAGUCUCUGAGCUAUGUUGCCAACGAAUAUUAUUAUUUACUAUUAUUAGUAUUUUUUUUUAUUUAUUUAAUUAAAAAACUUAAAUGAGUUCUGUCAUAAAAUAAGCUUCAAUUACAUGCAAAAUUGUAAGGACGGGCGGCGACGAUAAGAAUCUUAAUGAUGAAUGAGUCUUCAGUCUUGAGAAGUUUUUGAAUGACAGAUGUUUUUUUUUUUUUGUUUAUUAUGUUUAUAAUUAUAUUUAUGUUUAUUUAAAAUUUUUUGUUUUUGUUUAUUUCGAAAUGAAAUAAAAUUUUGAAAACAAUUUUUAUCUCAAGAAAAAAGUUGUUUUUGUAAAAUGUGCCAAAAGAACUUUAAAUUGUAAAAAAAAAAAAAUAUUAAUUUAUUAGUUUGCGUGAUGAUGAAUCUCUCAUACACACCUAUAAA